Messenger RNA from Hemibagrus wyckioides, 853 nucleotides. RefSeq names its product coiled-coil domain containing 12 (gene ccdc12). The record is from RefSeq and is a predicted model, not a curated record. The coding region runs from base 72 to 566 and encodes 164 amino acids. Lineage: Eukaryota; Metazoa; Chordata; Actinopteri; Siluriformes; Bagridae. The transcript has 7 exons. Gene Ontology annotation, cellular component: U2-type spliceosomal complex; post-mRNA release spliceosomal complex.
AUGAUCUCUGCUCUGUGCUCGACGCCUGUGGUAGGACAAGUAGUCGAUGUCAGAUAGAAAUCAUCAUCAUCAUGGACCACCAGGCUGUUAGCGCCUUACAAGCGCAAGCUCUGAAAAGGAAAGAAAAGUUAAAAGCCCUCAGAGAGCGACAGCUACAAGGGCGGGAACAAGCAGAAGGAGAACCUGAUUGCAAGAGACCAGCAGAAGAAGUAGAAACAGAAGAAAGACACAGAGACCUGAAGCUGAGAAACUACACUCCAGAAGAUGAAGAGCUAAAAGAAAGGCAGGUGCCCAAAGCUAAACCUGCAUCAGUGGAAGAUAAAGUUAAAGACCAGCUGGAAGCUGCAAACCCAGAACCUGUUAUAGAGGAAGUGGAUCUGGCCAAUUUAGCUCCGAGAAAACCAGACUGGGAUCUGAAGAGAGAUGUUGCAAAAAAGCUGGAAAAACUGGAGAAAAGAACCCAGAAAGCUAUUGCUGAACUUAUCAGGGACAGGCUGAAGGGGAGUGAAACAGAGCUAGCUGCUGCUGUUGGAGCAGUCAAUGUACAAGAGGUGGAUUCGGACUGAGCCUGCGUUCUGGAGAUGAGAGUUGUGUGUAAUGCAAAUCCUUCUGGAAGAUGAGGGAAAAUAGCAUGCAACAUGAACUGGGAUGCUGAGCAUCAUUGUUUAGAUCUGGUCUGGUCGUGUGUGUGUGAAUGAUUAAGCCUGGGAGAGUGUAUUUGUUAGUGUGUGUGAGAGAGGGAAAGAGAAUGAAAGAAGAUAGUGAUGUACAAAGAUUUGUAUCUGGUAUCUUGUACCUGUAAUCAAAUUAGAUUUCCGUUCUUACAUACUUAAAUAAAAUAUUUUUUUGUCUA